This is a messenger RNA of Portunus trituberculatus (swimming crab), 2618 nucleotides long. Its product is annotated as interleukin-1 receptor-associated kinase 4-like. Gene Ontology annotation, biological process: protein phosphorylation; signal transduction. The record is from RefSeq and is a predicted model, not a curated record. The coding region runs from base 676 to 2253 and encodes 525 amino acids. Gene Ontology annotation, molecular function: protein binding; ATP binding; protein kinase activity. The transcript is spliced from 10 exons. Lineage: Eukaryota; Metazoa; Arthropoda; Malacostraca; Decapoda; Portunidae.
CAGAGAGAUGAAUAAUAUUGUUGUUUCCGCCCGCUUGAGACUUGAGUUUCCGCCCCGGCUUUCCAUAGUCCAUACUAAGAGAGAGAGAGAGAGAGAGAGAGAGGUUUUUCCGAGCAGUUUGUGCCCCGCCCAUUCUUCCUGCGAAGGUCCUGCUGCUGCUACACAGAAAGCAAAAAGUGAACAGUGUCUGUGUUGCAGGUGUGAAACAGAGACUGGAACAUUUACUAUUAGAAUGUGAAGAAUGCAGUGAGAUAAGACAAAACCAAACAUUCCUAUAAAAUACAGAAAACUAAACUAGAGACAAUAAAAUUGCAAAUAUAUUAAUGUUCGAAACUUUAUCAGUUGAUAAAACUGGAAAAAGAAAAGAAUAUAUUAUCUAAUUUUUUAAAAAAGGCAAAGAAAGUAAACCAAGAAUAGAAGAACUCAAGUAAGAAGAACAAGAAACAUAUAAAAAGUGGGAGCCGAUACAAAGGCUUUCAAUCCUACACCAACUACUGGACUGGAGGAAGUACUGUUCAGCUUCUGCCCAUUAGUGGUGCAGGCAAUUUUGUUUAUAGUGGUACACAUAUCAGGGCCCAUAUCACCACCCAAGUGCAUCUUUGGUGUGACCACCUAGAACCUGGGUAUCAUGGGGACAUGUGGAGGUUGUAGCAAAUAGUGGUGAGGCCAUCAGGCAUGCAGGCUCUGACAGCAGGUGACAGCAGUGGCUCUGGGGUGAUGUUGACCUCAGAGAUGCGCCUGCUGCCUUCAUGGGCCAAGUCCCAGCUAGCACACAUCCUGGAAGUAACCUAUGGAUGGCGGGAGGUGAUGGGUCGAGUGCCAGGACACCCGUGGGCUCCUGGAAUGCCGCUUCCUGAAGGGGAGCACUACCCUAGGAAGUAUUCAUCAGAUGACAUCCAUUUGGUGUCAGAGGAGUGUGGAAGAGAUCGACGGGAGGGAUUUGAGGCAUUGGUGGAAGAGUGGGGAACAAGCGGACGGAAACGGCCUACUGUGAGUGAUCUGGUGUCCAUCCUUAAGGUAGCCAAGCUCUACCGUGCAAUGGACUAUCUCACUGUCACUGUUCUCAAAGGUGAAGCACUGCCUCGCCAGGAGGGAGACAGUGAUGCCGAGGAUCAGUUGGACCAGGCACUGGAAGAGGGAAGUCAGACACACUACAGGUUCAUCUAUGGUGGCAGCAGCUACAGAGAGGACCAGGUUCAUCCAGGAGUUGACUCUCAAGGGGUUGUGGAUGGAGACUCUGAUGUUUUACAAAUGCUAGAUAGAGAGCUGAGAGCCCAGGAAAAUUCUGCUCAAGAACAGGGUAAUCCUCAACUGAAUUUUGAGGUUAUGCAGGAAUUGAAAGAGUCUGGAUUUAAACACUUUGCCUUCAGCACUGUAAAGGAAAUCACCAACAAAUUUAGUGACCUGCCACAUGAUCUAGGUGGCAAUAAGCUGGGUGAAGGAGCCUUCGGUACAGUGUACCUGGCCAGGGUGGUGCUGGGAGGUAGAGAGAAGAAGGUGGCUGUGAAGAGACUUACCUCAGGGGAGAACAAAGUGGAGGACCAAUUCAAGACCGAGAUUGAAGUUCUUUCAAGAUGUAUCCAUGAAAAUCUGCUGCCUCUGGUGGGUUACUCCUGUGAUGGGCCUGACUGGUGUCUUGUGUAUGACUACAUGGCCAAUGGCAGCCUGCAGGACCGCCUUGCCUGCCUGGGUGGGAGUCCUCCUCUUGGGUGGCAGCUAAGGGUGUCCAUUGGGGAGGGAACAGCACAAGGCAUUGUGUACCUACACACCCACCAGGAGCGUCCAUUGGUUCACCGCGACAUCAAGAGUGCCAACAUCUUGCUUGACGAACACUUCACACCAAAGGUUGGUGAUUUUGGCUUGGUGCGGUUGGGGAGUGGAGGCACCCACACUGCCACUCUCAUCAAGACCACCACAGUGUUUGGCACCUCAGCCUACAUGGCUCCUGAGGCCUUCAGGGGAGACAUCUCUGUUAAGAUGGACACCUUCAGCUUUGGAAUUGUGCUGCUGGAGCUGCUGACUGGCCUGCCAUCCUACCAAGAAGAGCGAGAAGGCUGUGACCUGCUGUCCUUUGUUCAAGAGAGUGAGGCUGAACCUUCUGAACUCCUGGACGAGAAGGCUGGCCAGUGGAACCAUGGUGUGGCUGUCCAUCUGUUUGGUCUUGCUGACCUGUGUACUGAGUCCAAAAAGAGGAGACCAACAAUGGUGCAGACCCUUCACAACUACAGAAAAAUAAUAAACCCUCAUUGCUGAUUUUUACGUAGUAAAAUAUGAGAUUUUGUCCCUGAAUGCAAAAUAUAUGAAUAUGCAUUUGAUAAUUAUAAAUAGCAUGUAGAGGUCUUCCUCAUGCUCAUAAGAAACAUUACUUUUGCUGGUGACUACACCAAGAUGACCAGAACUGAAAACUAAAGUACCUUUGCUGUUAUUCAUGAACUGUUAUCAUCAUGACUAUUUCACUGAAAUCAGUUAAAAAAAAAAUUUGUUAGCUAUUGCAGAUGUUAAUGUUACUUCCAUAUACAAAUAUACAAUAUGUCUAUAUAAAGUUUAUAAACAUUUUGUAAGUUUAUAUACUGGUUUUGAAAUCAGAGCCCUUAAUAAAGACUAAGUUAAAUGGUGAA